Molecule: messenger RNA, 1689 nt
Organism: Endocarpon pusillum Z07020
Lineage: Eukaryota; Fungi; Ascomycota; Eurotiomycetes; Verrucariales; Verrucariaceae
Exons: 4
Coding region: 1-1689 (562 amino acids)
Biological process (GO): positive regulation of G2/MI transition of meiotic cell cycle; positive regulation of G2/M transition of mitotic cell cycle; G2/M transition of mitotic cell cycle
Cellular component (GO): nucleus; cytoplasm
Molecular function (GO): protein tyrosine phosphatase activity
Source: RefSeq, a predicted model, not a curated record
AUGGAAGCUUCUUCACCACUAGCUGCCAUGCAGCACUCCUCGGCUUUCUUAGGCGGUCACUGUGGGUUCAGGGCAGAUGCUUCUACUGCGUAUCCCAACUACGCAACGAUCAAGGGCUUUGGGCCAAACUGCUUCAACUUCAAAGACCUUUCUAUGAAGAAGGCUCGCUCUGAUUACUUUAGUAUGCAGCCCGUUCGAGGUUCUUCACCAACAGCUAGCUUGGCUGCGGACCUCUCGCAGAACUUUCAUAUUGACCAGAGCCCACAGCUACCCACUCCACGUCGUGCACUGUUCUCUACUCAGGUCAUGGGAGGUCUCUCUGGACGAGGAGUUCAAACCGUUACAACACCACCGGUCCCUUCAUCCUCUCCAUUACCUACCAGCGACUCAAUGGACAUCUCACCCCUGCCACACAAGCCGGCCUUCAGCCGCACUGUCGAGAUAGAGCUGCAGUCUCCCACACCUGAACUGACCCCGUCGGAUUCUUCAAUGCUGUCAGAGCCAUCACCAAUUGAGCCACCUGCAUUCCAGUUUCCGCAGCUCACCAUUCCUCAUGAGAGAAGAAAAUCUGGUCCCCGUCGUCCAUCACUAUCUCGAACCAAGGGUCUUUCUACCAGUUCCAUUCCUCAAAAGCCUUUGACAGAGACUCAACCUCCCCUAUUCAAGUUCGGCAAUGUUAUUGGAGCGCAGAAAGCGGCCUCCUCCUCCUUAUGUAAUCUGUCUGAAGCGUUCGACGAGUCACCCCCAAAGGAGAAGCUGGUAGUUCGAAGUAAUCCGCUGAUGCCGCCACCACGGUUAAGACAACCCUUUGCUGGGCUUGCCAAUGUCAGCCGAAAUGCUUCGCCUCUCGGACACGUGAGAAAGAACUCAAACCCUGUCACUCGACCUCGCAAACAAUUCAGAAGGUCCUUGAGUAUGUUUGAGCAUCCAGAGGACGUCAUGAACCAGGGGAGAGUCGCAUCUCUAUCGCCAAUUGCCGAUGUUGAAGCUCCGCAUGUUCCUCAACUGCCUCACACUGUCUGCCAAGAUGAAUCAAACAACUUGCCUCGAAUCUCCAAAGAGACCUUGGUAGAGGUUUUGGAUGGUAAAUUCAACCAUCUUUACGAGAAGUUUGUCAUUAUCGACUGUCGGUUUGAAUAUGAGUACGAGGGCGGUCACAUUGACGGAGCCAUCAACUUCAACGACAAAGAGCAAUUGUCGUCCCAGCUCUUCGACGUCGAGCCAACCUCCAGAGCACUUUUAAUCUUCCACUGCGAGUAUUCAGCUCAUCGUGCACCUAUUAUGGCCAAGUUUAUUCGUAGCAAAGAUCGACAAGCAAAUGCUGAACAUUACCCACAACUCACCUACCCCGAAACAUACAUUCUAGACGGUGGGUAUAGCUCAUUUUUCAACGAUUAUCGAUCUAGGUGCUUUCCACAGAACUAUGUCGAGAUGGACGCCCAGGAACAUGCGCGGGCCUGCGAGAUGGGUCUCGGCAAGGUCAAGCAGCGAUCCAAAUUGGCGCGGGCGCAGACUUUUGCUUUCGGCCAGCAUUCACCUUCCAUGGAAGACAGUCCUACUGGUCCGAGCCGAAGUCAUCACAACUCUGCCAUGGAGACUGACUUCGCUUCUGGCAAGAAGGUCGACCUAGACUUCCGUGGCGCUCAUGAUCCUCAUUCCUUUCGAAACCGUCGGAUGUUCUCCUAUUAG